This is a messenger RNA of Bufo gargarizans (Asiatic toad), 849 nucleotides long. RefSeq names its product polysialoglycoprotein-like. The coding region runs from base 1 to 849 and encodes 282 amino acids. The transcript has 2 exons. The record is from RefSeq and is a predicted model, not a curated record. Lineage: Eukaryota; Metazoa; Chordata; Amphibia; Anura; Bufonidae.
AUGGUGGGGCGUAGAGUCAUCCAAGUAAAGAACGGUCCCUCCGCUCCAGUCACUGCCACUCAGGUAAAGAACAGUCCCUCCGAUCCAGUCACUGCCACUCAGGUAAAGAACAGUCCCUCCGAUCCAGUCACUGCCACUCAGGGAAAGAACGGUCCCUUCGCUCCAGUCACUGCCACUCAGGUAAAGAACGGUCCCUCCGAUCCAGUCACUGCCACUCAGGUAAAGAACGGUCCCUCCGAUCCAGUCACUGCCACUCAGGUAAAGAACGGUCCCUCCGAUCCAGUCACUGCCACUCAGGGAAAGAACGGUCCCUCCGCUCCAGUCACUGCCACUCAGGUAAAGAACGGUCCCUCCGAUCCAGUCACUGCCACUCAGGUAAAGAACGGUCCCUCCGAUCCAGUCACUGCCACUCAGGGAAAGAAUGGUCCCUCCGCUCCAGUCACUGCCACUCAGGUAAAGAACAGUCCCUCCGAUCCAGUCACUGCCACUCAGGGAAAGAACGGUCCCUCCGCUCCAGUCACUGCCACUCAGGGAAAGAACGGUCCCUCCGCUCCAGACACUGCCACUCAGGGAAAGAACGGUCCCUCCGCUCCAGACACUGCCACUCAGGGAAAGAACGGUCCCUCCACUCCAGACACUGCCACUCAGGUAAAGAACGGUCCCUCCGCUCCAGACACUGCCACUCAGGGAAAGAACGGUCCCUCCGAUCCAGUCACUGCCACUCAGGGAAAGAACGGUCCCUCCGCUCCAGUCACUGCCACUCAGGGAAAGAACGGUCCCUCCGCUCCAGACACUGCCACUCGGGGCAUUGGUGAUGGUAGCGAGGACAGGGCCAGGGAGGAGAUGUAG